UAGCAAUGUGUGGACGACUAACCUCUCGUAGCACAUACCCUGCUCACUCCUCAACUUACCGCUUGUUACGCAGACCUAAGCCAGCGAUUCAGCAAGAGCAAUGCGUUUCAGUCUCUUCCUAGUUGCGCUUGUGGCCACUUGCGUCGGCUACAGCAGCAACCUCGUCCUGGCUGAAAAAAGAACCUUGGCAGCCGACUCGAUUCAUACCAACUUCCGCCGUGAAAGCGUGAGCAUUGAGAGGAAGCUGACGAUCGAGGCUGCAUUCGACGUGGAUGAUGAAGAGAGGGUACUCGAAAGACUGAAGGGCGUCUUUCAAAGGGCUACUCAGAGCGUUAAGCUAUUCCAGAGGAACCCUGCGGCGAUCAAAGAAGUGGAGAAUUUGAAGAAUAGUCCUGUGGUCGCUCAAAGCAUUCAGAGUGUCAAGAAGAACCCGGUGAUGGUGGAGAGGCUCAAUUCGCUAAAGCAGAACCCCCAAAUCCUCAAGUCGUUACAGGACCAGCCCGCCGGACAAAGUAUCACCAAACUGCAGACGUUCGUAACGGGAAGCAAGGCGAAGUCCGAUGGACCGAGUUUCAUCGUGUGCUUCUUGUUGAUCAUGGGCGGAUUUACUGCCACUCUUCUCUUGGUAAACCUUAUCACUCAAGUCUAGAAAACUAUGUCGCUCAUGGCAACGUGCCUGCCCACCAACAAAACGAUGAUAUUAACCCAGCAAAUAAGCCGAACGUCUCCAGAUUGUGGAUUCAUUUUCACUGUCGUUGAAAUUGAUUACAUUUUUAUUGUCUACAAGAUGAGAAUUGAUAUUU
Molecule: messenger RNA, 803 nt
Organism: Phytophthora nicotianae INRA-310
Lineage: Eukaryota; Oomycota; Peronosporomycetes; Peronosporales; Peronosporaceae
Exons: 1
Coding region: 101-649 (182 amino acids)
Source: RefSeq, a predicted model, not a curated record